Messenger RNA from Myotis daubentonii (Daubenton's bat), 1875 nucleotides. RefSeq names its product eukaryotic translation initiation factor 2B subunit gamma (gene EIF2B3). The record is from RefSeq and is a predicted model, not a curated record. Gene Ontology annotation, cellular component: eukaryotic translation initiation factor 2B complex; guanyl-nucleotide exchange factor complex. Gene Ontology annotation, biological process: biosynthetic process; cytoplasmic translational initiation. NCBI's taxonomy places the organism in Eukaryota, Metazoa, Chordata, Mammalia, Chiroptera, Vespertilionidae. Gene Ontology annotation, molecular function: guanyl-nucleotide exchange factor activity; translation initiation factor activity.
GCGGCUCUGGCGCUGCCGGGCCGCCUUCGAGCUGCCGGGCGGGGGCGUGGGGCACUGUGCUGGCCACCCAGCCCCGCUUCAUCCGAGGGAGGCGGCUCCCUCGCCUGGGAGGGCCUCAGGGGGUACACGGGCGUGCAGAGCCCUAGAGUCGCCAGCUCGAGUCCCUGCGCGACCCGGCCGGCCGGGAAGCCAAGUGUCCAAACUAGAAGAGAACCUGGGGAGAACCCGCGCCAACCACCUCGUGCAACAGGUGGAGAAACUGAGUGUCGGGAAGCGGAGGAUCUGCCGAAGUCACAGCGCGUGAACCCCACACCCGGGACCCGACGCCCUUAGCGCAGCGUCCGAACUCCUUCCACGUGAGCCCUUCGUUCACGAUUCUCCUGUUUGUAGUUGUUUAGUUGGUAAAAAUGGAAUUUCAAGCAGUAGUAAUGGCAGUUGGAGGGGGAUCUCGGAUGACAGACCUGACUUCCAGCAUUCCUAAACCUCUUCUUCCAGUUGGGAACAAACCUUUAAUUUGGUACCCAUUAAACCUGCUUGAGCGUGUUGGAUUUGAAGAAGUCAUUGUCAUUACAACCAGGGAUGUCCAAAAGGCUUUAUCUGCAGAAUUCAAGAUGAAAAUGAAGCUAGAUAUUGUGUGUAUUCCUGAUGAGGCUGACAAGGGAACUGCAGAUUCUCUGCGCCACAUAUAUCCAAAACUUAAGACAGACGUACUGGUCCUGAGCUGUGACCUAAUAACAGAUGUUGCCUUACAUGAGGUUGUGGACCUGUUCAGAGCUCAUGAUGCAUCACUUGCCAUGUUAAUGAGGAAAGGCCAAGAUGGCGUAGAACCAGUUCCAGGUCAAAAGGGGAAAAAAAAAGCAGUGGAGCAGCGUGACUUCAUUGGAGUGGACAGCACAGGAAAGAGGCUGCUCUUCAUGGCUAAUGAAGCGGACUUGGAUGAGGAGCUGGUCAUUAAGGGAUCCAUCCUGCAGAAGCACCCUAGAAUACGUUUCCACACAGGCCUUGUGGACGCCCAUCUCUACUGCAUGAAAAAAUAUGUUGUGGACUUCCUAAUGGAAAAUGAGUCAAUCACGUCCAUCCGGAGUGAACUGAUUCCAUACCUAGUAAGAAAACAGUUUUCCUCAGCUUCCUCACAACAAGGACAAGAGGAAAAAGAGGAGGAUCUAAAGAAAAAGGAGCUGAAACCCUUAGAUAUUUACAGUUUUAUAAAAGAAACCAAUGCACUGACCUUUGCCCCUUAUGAUGGCUGCUGGAAUGCCUGUCGAGGAGACAAGUGGGAAGACUUGUCCAGAUCACGGGUGCGCUGCUAUGUCCACAUCAUGAAAGAGGGGCUCUGCCUUCGAUUGAGCACCCUGGGACUCUACAUAGAAGCAAACAGACAGGUGCCCAAAUUGCUACCUCUUCUUUGUCCAGAAGAAUCACUGGUUCAUUCAUCAGCCCAGAUUGUCAACAAACACUUGGUUGGAGUUGACUGCCUCAUUGGGCCAGAUACACAGAUUGGAGAGAAGUCAUCCAUUAAGCACUCGGUCAUUGGUUCAUCUUGUGUCAUAAGAGAUAGAGUGACUAUCACCAGUUGCCUUCUCAUGAACUCAGUCACCGUGGAGGAAGGAAGCAACAUCCAGGGCAGUGUCAUCUGCAACAAUGCUGUGAUCGAGAAGGGAGCAGACAUCAAGGACUGCCUAAUUGGAAGUGGCCAGAGGAUUGAAGCCAAAGCCAAACGAGUAAAUGAGGUGAUCGUGGGGAAUGACCAGCUCAUGGAGAUCUGAGUUCUGAGCAAGUCAGACGCCUUCCUCUUGGCCCCCAGAACUACACAUGUUGGCUGGCCCACCUCUUUGACUGUAUUUAUUUCCCAAUAAAGAAGGGCUCCCACAGGCA